Gossypium raimondii (Peruvian cotton) is the source of this 1102-nucleotide messenger RNA. RefSeq names its product sulfated surface glycoprotein 185. The transcript has 2 exons. NCBI's taxonomy places the organism in Eukaryota, Viridiplantae, Streptophyta, Magnoliopsida, Malvales, Malvaceae. The coding region runs from base 112 to 945 and encodes 277 amino acids. The record is from RefSeq and is a predicted model, not a curated record.
GGCUGGUUUUUGCAUGAACCACAUAAAGGUUAAACAACAACAGUAUAUAAAGUUAUAAACAACAUAUCCUUAUGGAGAGCUGUUCCAGUAAGGAUAACAGAGGUUGAAAUAAUGUCUGGGUUUUUCUUUACAUGGCUGCUUUGUUUCAUCAUUUUUAAUGGUUACUCAGAGGGUAGCCAUGGAUAUCAGCAACAGCAAUCUGCUGUUGUUGUUGGAACUGUGUACUGUGAUACAUGUUUCCAGUCUGACUUCUCAAGGCCAACCCAUUUCAUUUCAGGUGCAACUGUUGCAGUCGAAUGCAAAGAUGGGAAAAGCUCAAGGGCAAGCUUUAGGCAACAAGUGAAAACCAAUAGGCAUGGGGAAUUCAAGGUUCAUUUGCCUUUUUCUGUGAGCAAACAUGUGAAGAAAAUCGAGGGAUGUGAAGUUAAACUCAUUAAAAGCAGUGAACCAUAUUGUGCAGUGGCCUCAUCUGCUACUUCCUCUUCACUCCAUCUCAAGUCAAGGAAGCAAGGAACCCAUGUUUUCUCAGCUGGGUUUUUCACCUUCAAGCCAUUCAAACAGCCAACCUUAUGCAGCCAAAAACCAAGUGUUCAUCCCAACCAGCUUCUUCCGCCGCCCAUUCUUCCUCCAAACCCACUUCUGCCGCCGCCCAUUCUUCCUCCAAACCCACUUCUGCCACCCCCAGUGCUCCCUCCUAACCCAUUUCAGCCGCCACCAGCUCCACUAGUUCCAAACCCAUUGCAGCCUCCACCAGCUCCACUAGUUCCAGACCCAUUGCAGCCUCCUCCAGAACCUGCAGCACCAUCCUUGCCGCCGGUUCCAGGACUAGCUCCUCCACCAUCGUCCCCGUCUCCACCACCAGACUUCCCAUUUCCUCUUCCACCAUUCCCUUUCCUUCCUGUACCCCCCUUCCCAGGUGUGCCCCCAUCGAAAUCUUCUCCUUGAUUAAAUACAUAUAGUAGCAUUCCUCCAUGUAUAAUUCUCCAAUAAUAUAGUAAUGUAAUUUGUUUUUAGCACCAAUUCCCAAUAACAAUCCCUGUGACACAAUGAUUGUAGUAUAAUAAAUUCAAUCCUGGAGUUGACUCCAGGAUUUACGUUACAA